GUCGUGGCUGCUGCUUGAGCUGAAAACCCACUCUAUUUCUAAAUUUUGGUAUUCAUCACGUGAAAACUUUGGGAUUCUUUGAGAUUUUAGAGACAUUCCCAUUCAAUGAUGGCUACUUCUCAACCUCAAAACAAUCUCAAAGGAACACCUACUGCUGGUAUUGUAGCUGAUCCCAAAGACUUGUCUAUUUCAUGCCUCUCACAGGACUCCUCCUAUCAUCUUAGAGAUGAUAAGUCAGCCACAAGCCCACCCUCUCUGAGAUAUCUCUCAUCUAUGGCUUGUCCAAGAUCCACAUCCAGGCCUUAUCCCUGGCUGUCAGAGGUAUUACAUACACCCUUCAAUAUGACAGGUCAUGCAAGAUGUGCCAGCAGUCCACCAUCUUUAAGAGUCCUGUCAUCAAUGGCUUAUUCCGGAUCAAGACAAACUGUUGAUGAAGCAACCAGUGCGAAGGGAACUUGGAGGCACUACUCCAGCUCUGAGUCAUCCGAUGCUACCAGUACACACAAGAAAGAUGGUUGUCUGUCAAGCCCAUGCCAUGCCUUUAGUGAUGAUGGAAAGGGAUGUGAGAAGAAAACUUCUGAUGUUGUCAAAGGAGUCCAUGCUAAGUUGAGACGAAAAUUGAAGGAAGGUAGGUAGCAUUUCCUUGAAUAUUGAAACCUGUAGGGUCUAGAUAAAUGGUGUGGUCUCCAUCUUUGGGUUCUGACUGUUUUCUUUCCAGAUGAUUCUAGGGCAUGACACACUAAUGAAAUAACCAUUAUUUUUUUAUCCUGAUAUUUUCUUUUCAUUAAUAUAAACCGGUUGUUCUGUGCAGGAAUGACCAAAGUCCAUUUAUUGAUUCAAACCAGUGUACAUGUAGCUUUUGUAAUCAGACUUACAUUUUACUGUUAUAGGUCUUAAUGGUUGCUACAUUUCUAAAAUUUUUACCCUUAAUUCUUGGGGAUGUAAGCUUCUGAUACCGUUUACUCACAUCGUACACCAAAGGUAUUUUACAAUUUAAUGUUUCAUUUGAUUCUUUGAAGCAGUCCAAUGCUGAGGCAAUGGAACCAAAUGCAGAAGCUAUGAGAAAUUCCACUGGGUACAUGUACUAAGAACCAAUUACUUCAAUGGAAUUUCCAGUGAUCAAAAGCUCAUGAUUAUCUCCCAGCUCCUGCCUAGCUGAACAUUCAUGACUUUUCUGGCAAGAGUUUAUAGUUCAUUCCUUUCUUUACGGGUUGUAGAAACAUUUAUUUCGCUCGGAAACUCCUUUACUCGCAAAACAGACAUUCUCCGAAACUUGUCAUCAUGUCAGUCCAUAUUUGCUCACGUAAGAAGAGGUAAUAAAACAAAUUUCUGCAAGUUUGGAACUGACAGUUUCAAUGCGUUUUGCCUGGCUGAAGCAGUGCUGGGCUGAAGCAUCAGAGAUAUUGCACUGCACCGUAAAACUGGAAGUAAAUGCAUGUCCCAAAAGUAAUUGAUCAGAUCAGUUGAUAUCGGCUAUGGGAUUGAGAGAAUUGCACCAUGUCUGGAUUUAUCCUGUAUUUAAGGAUGGGGAAGGCCCACUUAUUUAGGUCUGACAAAGGUGUGCUAUCCCUGCUAAACAAUCACUAUUUUAUUUGGUCUAUAUCCAUUAUACCUUUUAUGUUCACUUUGGUGAUGGAAUAGACAAAUAUAUGGUGUACAUUGUAUUCCUCUCCUUGUUUGCUAUUGAAAAAAUCACUACUGGACAAUUCCAUAAAUGAUGUAUGUCCGACCCCCUAUAUAUGGGACCUUCAUUAAAUUUUCUGUCUCUGAUUUCUUGUGUUUUUUGAAAGUCUGUAAUGUUCUUGAAAUAUCAUGACUUGGUCAGUUUACGAAGUGAAGUAAGACUUGAGAAAAAUGGGGGUCGAAAGGUUGGUCAUUUUAUGGAAUUGCCCUGCUGUAUUCAUGCAUACCUAUGAUACAUUUAUAUCCAUCCUGUGUCAAGUAAAGUCUAUGUAUUCACCCACCUGACAAAUAAUUAUUUACCUUUAGAUAUUAACCAUUCAGGAAUUCUGCAAAUAAUGAAGCAAUUGAGGAUCAUCUUUAUUCUGUGAUAGCUCCCUCUUUAGUUAAGAUGGUGACCAUUGAAUUUAGCAUACCUGACAGCUAUGUACAUGUAUGAUGAUAUACAAGAAUAUUCUAAAGCAAGUCAUUGUAGCCCUGAGAGCUCAGACAUGGUUGUUUCCUCCUACAUGCUUCUUUCUUAAAGAUGGAAAUAUGUGUACAUGCAGUGAUUCCCUGAACAGAUUUUGUUGUGUUUCAUUGUAUUUCAUUUUAAGAUAUUGAAAGAUAAGUGCCACUCGUGAGUUAAAAAAACAAGUUUGUGCAGAAUUCAAUGUAGCGUUAACGUUAUUUUAAAGACCCUGACCGGUGUAAAAACAAUCAUAUAUCAAAAUAAAGGUAAUGAUUCAUACAAUACAA
This is a messenger RNA of Lytechinus variegatus (green sea urchin), 2418 nucleotides long. RefSeq lists its product as uncharacterized. Lineage: Eukaryota; Metazoa; Echinodermata; Echinoidea; Temnopleuroida; Toxopneustidae. The transcript is spliced from 3 exons. The coding region runs from base 106 to 636 and encodes 176 amino acids. The record is from RefSeq and is a predicted model, not a curated record.